Erythranthe guttata (spotted monkey flower) is the source of this 2208-nucleotide messenger RNA. RefSeq names its product sulfate transporter 3;5 (gene SULTR3;5). Gene Ontology annotation, molecular function: secondary active sulfate transmembrane transporter activity. The record is from RefSeq and is a predicted model, not a curated record. Gene Ontology annotation, cellular component: membrane. NCBI's taxonomy places the organism in Eukaryota, Viridiplantae, Streptophyta, Magnoliopsida, Lamiales, Phrymaceae. Gene Ontology annotation, biological process: sulfate transmembrane transport.
GCAGCAAAUAAUAACAAAAUUAGAAGAGAAUCAGCAGCGGAAUAAUAAUAAUGACGAGAGCAGUAGAAGGAGGUCACCGGAGCGUGAACAUGGGCCCACCCCGGAGUUUCGGGACGGUGCUGAAAUUGAAACUGAAAGAGACGUUAUUCCCGGACGAUCCGUUCCGGCAAAUCCGGAAAGAGCCGUUAGGGCGGCGAUCGAUCCAAACGCUGCAGUAUUUCGUCCCCAUGCUCGAGUGGCUCCCCAAUUACAGCUUCAACCUCUUCAUGUACGAUCUCCUCGCCGGAAUCACCAUCGCCAGCCUCGCUAUUCCGCAGGGCAUCAGCUACGCCAAUCUCGCUUCUCUCCCUCCCAUCAUCGGACUCUAUUCGAGUUUCGUGCCACCACUGAUAUACGCUAUUUUCGGGAGCUCAAAGCAUCUCGCGGUGGGUACGGUGGCGGCGUGUUCGUUGCUGAUCGGUGAAACCAUCGGAGAAAAAGCAUCCGCCACUACCCAAACGGAACUUUACGUUAGCCUUGUUUUCACCACCUGUUUUAUCUCCGGUCUGCUUCAGUCAGCUCUCGGCCUCUUGAGGCUCGGUGUGUUGGUCGAUUUUAUGUCGCACUCGACGAUAACUGGGUUCAUGGGUGGAACGGCUCUGCUUAUUAUUCUACAGCAGAUGAAAGGAAUGCUUGGCAUGAAGCAUUUUACCCACAAAACUGGCGUAGUUAAUGUUAUACAAGCCAUUUUUAAAUAUAAAAAUGAGUGGAACUGGAAAUGUGCACUCAUUGGCGUAGUAUUCCUCGUAUUUCUCCAGCUCACCAGAUUUGUGAAAAAGAAGAAUCCGAAGCUGUUCUACAUUUCAGCUAUGGGUCCGAUGGUGGUUGUUGUCGCCGGUUGCCUUCUCGCGUACUUUGGCAAUGCCACCAAACUUGGCAUUUCUACCGUGGGCCCGCUCAAGAAAGGGAUCAACGCAUUAUCCGUUAACCGUUUGAACUUCGACCCGGCUUACAUAUCCGCCCCGUUGAAAGCCGGAAUUAUCACCGGUGUCAUUGCCCUCGUGGAAGGAAUAGCUAUCGGAAGAAGUUUCGCUUUGGCAUCGAACACAAACGUCGACGGUAACAAGGAAAUGGUAGCUUAUGGUUUCAUGAACAUCAUCGGUUCUAUGACGUCGUGCUACUUAACUACCGGUCCGUUCUCGAAAACGGCGGUCAACGUGAUGGCAGGAUGCAGGUCUCAAAUGGCGAACGUGGUGCAGUCGGUAUGCAUGUUACUAGUCCUCCUCUUCUUGGCACCACUAUUCAGCUACACGCCCCAGGUGGCACUAUCCGCCAUUAUAAUCUCCGCGAUGCUCGGUUUGAUCAAGUACAAGAAGGCCUACCACCUCUACAAAACCGACAAAUUCGACUUCCUCAUUUGCAUGUCCGCGUUUUUCGGCGUCUCCUUCAUUAGCAUGGACAUGGGUCUCUUGAUAUCCGUCGGAUUAGCGUUGGUUAGAGCAUUGUUGUACAUGGCGAGGCCCGCGACUUGCAAGCUAGGGAACAUUCCGGAAUCGAACCUUUAUCGUGACGUAGAGCAGUAUCCGGGUGCAACGGGAAUUCCAGGGUUUCUUAUUGUGCAAAUCGGUUCGCCUAUAUACUUUGCAAGUGCUCCGUACGUCACAGAGAGGGUCAUGAGAUGGGUCCGAGAGGAACAAGAGUUGGCGAACGAUAACGACCUUGAAUAUGUAUUAUUGGAAAUGGGAGGCGUGACAGCGAUCGAUAGCACGGGAAUGGAAGCUCUAAUUGAACUUCGAAGAAACUUACAAAAUAAAGGAAUGAAGAUGAUUUUGGUAAAUCCGAGGAUCGACGUAAUGGAAAAGUUGAUCGUCGCAAAAUUCAUCGAAAAGAUCGGCGAAGAUGCUGUUUUCUUGUCGGCCGAAGACGCUAUCGAGGCUUGCAGAUUCACACUUCGAAAUUCGAAACAAGGCACUGUGGAGGUUUGAUGAACUAGAGUCGGUAGUGACUUGUUAAUAAUGGCUCGUUUAUUUCGAAACGUAAUAAAAAAAAUAAAAUGUGCGAUCCUCGAUCGAAGAUCGAGUUGCAAUUUGUUUUUUUGUUUUGUUUUCGUUUCCCACCUUUGCAGUUUCUUUACUUUUAGGUAAAGAAACUUGCAAUAAUCAAUUGUACAUUCAUGGUUAGCAAAUAAAAUCUAAUUUAAUUUCCAUUUUCCUAUCUCACCAUUGUUGG